CUUUGGACAGAUUAAGCACCAUUUAUUUCCUGCACUCAAUAGGAUCUUAAAAACAACGUCUGUCGACAACAGAUGUCAGGGUUGCCGGGGAGCUGCUUUUAAUACCAACUACUUGAACCUAUAUUCAAUCAUCUAAAAAUAAUUUCAAGCGAAGUUGUCGAUUUUGAUGACCCAGUGCUUGCAGAUCAUCAAUGAUAGUUAGCAAGCAUCUAGCUAGCUAGCUAGCAACAGCAGAGGAAACGUAACUGGUGUGCUAAAGUAAUAUUUGUUCGUAUAGUAGUCAUGUCUGGACCAAAUGGUGAUCCAAAUAUCUCCGCAGAAAAUGGGAUUAUUGACGACGAGGACGAAUUUGGCGAGGAGGAGUACGCUGCCAUAAACUCCAUGCUGGAUCAGAUCAACUCCUACUUGGAUGACCUGGAGGAAAGGAACGAUGCACUUAAUGGAAAACUGCAUGAACUGCUGGAGUCAAACCGACAAGCUCGCCAGGAGUUCAGGGCCCAACUUCUUGAAUCCCAAAAACAAGAGGGGCAGUCCAUCCAGGGGGAGAACCAGUCCGCAGAGCUGUCAGCCUCUCCCGCCAGCAAGGAAGACCAAAAUGCAGAUAGGGAGGGCUCACAAAUUAGUGACCAAAAGACAUAGAUCUUAGUGUAAAGACAAAAAAAGUGGUUUCAACUCAUACUCUAUGCUGAACAAGCUAUAAUUAGUUAAUAGCCGUCACCUAUGAGAUGUGCUUCAAUGUUUUCCCAGAUUAGAAUCCAUCUUUUCCUCUUUGGAUAAUUUUUGACACAUUGGUACUCGUUUCCUGGUCAGAUUUUUACUGACCUUACCAUCAUUUGCUUUGGAAAAAGUUCCCUGCUAUGUAAUUAUUGUGUGCAAAAUGCAAAUACAAAUAUUCCAGAUGUUUGUGAAGUGUUGGAUUCUGUCAUCAUGUUAGUCCAGAUUGUGCUAUUUAGUUUAUUUUUUUGUCUAGUUUCGGGCUAAUGCCCAAAUUUCAAAUGUGUAUUUUAAGUGAUCAAAAUAAAUGUCAAAAAAAUUGUUAGAGGUUUUAAAAUAAAGGAAGAUAAAUUAC
Messenger RNA from Oryzias melastigma (Indian medaka), 1069 nucleotides. It is a transcript of the gene bbln, whose product is annotated as linkage group 12 C9orf16 homolog. Bases 283 to 639 code for a protein of 118 amino acids. The record is from RefSeq and is a predicted model, not a curated record. The transcript has 3 exons. Lineage: Eukaryota; Metazoa; Chordata; Actinopteri; Beloniformes; Adrianichthyidae.